UCAUAGUGACUCAUAACUCAUGAGCUUAAUUCUCAAAUUUUGUUCUGGUAGCCGGAAGCUCAAUCUGGACCAUAAAAUUCCAUAUUUUCAAGAUGUCUGAACGCUACAGCUUUUCAUUGACAACUUUUAGUCCUUCAGGGAAACUGGUACAGAUAGAAUAUGCUUUAGCAGCAGUGGGUGCAGGUGCCCCAUCAGUAGGGAUUAAAGCCACCAAUGGAGUGGUGCUGGCUACAGAGAAAAAACAGAAGUCUGUACUGUAUGAUGAGCACAGCAUACACAAGAUUGAGCAAGUGACCAGAGGCAUUGGAAUGGUGUACAGUGGUAUGGGCCCUGACUUUAGGGUCUUGACACGAAGAGCCAGGAAGUUAGCCUCACAAUAUUUUUUGACCUACCAAGAACAAAUACCAGUAGACCAGCUUGUUCAGAAAGUGGCUAAUGUCAUGCAAGAAUUCACACAAUCUGGUGGUGUGAGGCCGUUUGGUGUAUCUCUGUUGUUAGCAGGGUGGAACCAUGAUGAAGCUAAACCUUACCUCUAUCAGUGUGAUCCCUCUGGUGCACAUUUUGCAUGGAAAGCUACAGCCAUGGGAAGAAACCACGUCAAUGGAAAAACUUUCUUAGAAAAAAGGUACAGUGAUAACCUUGAACUUGAGGAUGCAGUCCACACCGCCAUCUUAACACUGAAAGAGAGCUUUGAGGGCCAGAUGACAGAGGACAACAUUGAGAUAGGGAUCUGUGACGUCAAUGGUUUCAGGCGCCUAUCUCCGUCAGAGAUUAAAGAUUAUCUGGCCUCCGUAUCAUAAAACUAUGUUGUAGUGAGAGUUCGACAGUUAUAUUUGUUUAAAGUUAUUAAUGGUUUCCAUUUUCUAUGUUGUGUAAGUAUUUCAAGUGACGUUCAUUUUUAAACAUUCAUACAGAUUGUAUUAUAAAUAGACUAUGUAGGCCUAUAAGAGUUUAAAACAAAAAUGCAUAAGUUAAAUAUCAACGAUUAGGAUCAUAUACAGUUUUAGAACCUAAUAUUUUUCACUUUUUAAAGUUCUUGCUUAAUAUCUGUGCACUACAUUUAGAAAGCGUGACUGGUUUGUUUUUCAUGUUUUGUUGAAAGCAGUUUAUUUUGUAUGCAUCCUCAAAUGAAGAUAAUUUUAAAAAAUAAAAAACAUUUUUGGUCA
Molecule: messenger RNA, 1166 nt
Organism: Physella acuta
Lineage: Eukaryota; Metazoa; Mollusca; Gastropoda; Physidae
Product: proteasome subunit alpha type-2
Biological process (GO): ubiquitin-dependent protein catabolic process
Cellular component (GO): proteasome core complex; proteasome core complex, alpha-subunit complex
Source: RefSeq, a predicted model, not a curated record